AUGGAGUCGUUUUUACCGCUGGGAGGCUUUCAGCUGCCCUUUCAGAAACGCCUCAGCAGACUCUACAACGACACUAAGAAGUCAACCGACUUUGUCAAAGAACCAAUUCAAAAUGAGGAAGAUCCAGAAAUCAAGGCCCUACAUCGAAAACUCCGCAUCCAGAAAGAUAGGCUCGUGAGUUGGGGGCUCGAGUGGUCUGAUCCCACUCAGUCUGUUGAGAUCGAUGAGUCUCUAUCAAAAGCUGGGUUGAGCGAGGUCGUUGGAAGUAUCAUGUCCACCAUCAAGGACAUCUUAGCAGAAGCUGAACCUCUUUGGCUAAGCUCAAAGCGCAUGAUUUCAGCACCUGCUACGUCAAAAGAUACGAAGCCGCCGUUGGUUCAAUGGGAUAAGAACCAUUUUGAGGAUUUGGUUAAUGACCUCACUGCUUCCAUUGACACACUCUACGACCUGUCGCGGACACGCGCAGCGGCUGGUGGAUUUGCAAGACGAUCAUCGAAAACACCAUUCAAAUCUAUGUCAUCAGCCGAGGAGUACAGACCAUUCGAGUCAAGCCGCAUGCAAACGCCUCAGCAAAUUAACCCUCAGACUCUAACGCAUCUACGACCUAAGCAAGGUGAUGAGUCUUCUGCUCCCCGAGAAGUGGUGUUCAUGAGCAAGACAGCUUAUUCAGAACUCACACAUGGAACGACUCGUCAACCGUGGGCACCGCUGCUCCUGGAAUAUGCAACCUUUGACUCGAUUUAUGCCGUGACGGGCAUCAUGCCUCCCAUGGCUCGCUUCGAGAAGCUAUCCGCCGGUCUGCAGCAAGAUUCUCAGCGAUCGCCUGGUACAUGGACUGGACUACCUCGGCUUCUCGGAUACUUCGAAGACCUGGAGAACUCAAGACUCGGGCUUGUCUAUCGAUUUCCUCCCUCAUUCAAUGCCGUCUCAUUCGAGCGUCUCACCAAGAAUCCUUCUUAUAACCUCCCGACUUUGAACGAUCUCCUCUCAGUUCCAGGAUCAGAGCCUAAGCUUGAAGCUAAGUUCAGACUUGCUCAUAAUCUCAUGAAUACUGUUUUCGACCUACAUGCUCGCGGCAUCACCCAUGGCAACAUUGCCCCGACCACAGUCUCAUUCUGCGAUGCAGUCACCUCACAACCGGGUGCGACUAAUGGCGAAGUGGACAUUCGACGUCCUCUACUUUCUUCCUUCGAUCUCUUUCCCGAAGAUACCCCCUCAGCAUCACCAAUUCUGUCCCGCCAUCCGCUUGACCCACGCAAUCUCCAAUCUUCACAUCUUGUCAGCAAUCCUGACCAGAGAGUUCUCGAUCUGUAUUCCUUAGCCACUCUGUUACUAUCAGUUGGCUUGUGGAAGACACUUGAGGAUAUUGUCCCCGAGGCAUCCACUUCUAUCCCUGAGUCAGCCCUGGAAGAGCUCGCUGUUCGAUGCGGCAGCUUGUACAUGAAGGCAGUUCAGGUUUGUUGGACAGCUGUCGAUGACGAGCUUGCUGGGCGAUCUUCUGGAGAAUCUCUGCUGUCGUCGGUUCAGGUACGAUGUAGUCGCUUCUUGGAAGCCUGCUGUAUCUUAGAUGGCGUCAGUGGGCUAGAGGAGAGGCUCGAUCAAGAGCUCAACCCGUCCGAGACACAAGCGCCUGCCGUCGAUACAGCCCUAAUAAAGACGAACAAGGACGUAAAGGAUGUCAAAGACUUCAAGUCAUCACUAAAAGCUGCAAGCGAGAAGCCAAUGGCAGCAUCAGCGCCUAACUUGGGAACAGAAACUAGUGCUCCCAAGUAUGAGGCUAUCGCUGACCAGGAUGAUGCCCUUGACAAGCAGUCAGAGACAAAGAUGCGUUUAUAUCCUCAUGUGCCGCUAGCACCAGAAGUCGUGGAGAAGUGGAACAAGAUCCUCAUGCCCCAGAUCAACCACGCUCUUCGUCACUUUUACCGCAAGCACCCCGAAUCGGUCGAGAUCUCUCUGGAGUCAGUAGGCCCAAGCCCUCAGAAGACUCAGCCUACUGUCCUUGUUGUGUGUACAUCUGUUGGAAAAGUCCGAGCUAUCCUUAAGAAGAGGCUAGGUGAUCUCUUCGAUGGAAGCAAUGGCUUCGGGCUCAAGGUUUGCCGUGGACAUGUUCUACGAUCUCGCCGACAGCCAAACUCCGUCCUGAGAUCCAUGGCUCGAAGGAGCGCUAAGGGCGCUGGAUUGGAAUCUGACGAUGUUGAGGCCAUCAACCCAGAGUAUCAAGAGCGUCCAGGCAAUGGCGCCAGUAUUGGAGCAUGGAUUGGUGAUCGACAUCUACCCCCCGUCAGCCUCGGAGGCCUCGUCAUGGUUGACGACAAGCCUUACGGAAUGACAGUCCACCACAUGCUCGAUGAUCCAGACCGGGACUUUGGGCCUAGUGAUACUCUUCGGUGCAGUGCCCUGCCUGAUAUGGACUGGUACGCGCAAUCUGGUGACGACAGCACUGUCGAUGAUGAGUUUGGCUAUGAGCUGUCCGAUACUGAAUCAGAAGCCUACUCGGAUUCUGAUAUCACCAGUGAUUAUGAAGACGAUGAGGAUGAGGAUGAAGAUGAGGAGUAUAAUGAGCCUGGAGACAUCCCUGGCAUUGAACCGGGCUGUGGUGAUGGCUACAUCGUCACACAGCCGGCUCUCGAUGAUGUUGAAGAAGGGUUCUACCCUGACCCAGAGACUCAAGACGAGGACCACCUUGACACAUACAGUGUUGGGGAGGUGUAUGCUUCAAGUGGUAUCCGCAGGAAGCAGGCCCUUGGGCUCGUGCAUGAGGUUGACUGGGCUCUCUUCGAAUUCGCUCACGAUAGACUGCCUGAUGACAACACCAUUCCUCGCAUAGAUGGCAAGUCGCUCGCACAAAAGUCUGAGGGAAAGCAGACAGCUGGAUCGCCUAUGUUGCGACCAACCAUUGUCGCCCCUUCAGACUCCUUGCCAAACAUGGAGGUGCAGUGCAUGGCCCGGACAAGCGGCUUGCAGACUGGCAAGAUCCUCCCGGCUCUGACAAGCGUUAAGAUCUACGGUCGCGUUUCACCAAGCCAUGCAUACCAAGUCACAAGCGCCGAUGCACCAGAAGAGGGGUCUCAGAACAAGAAUGUCCCUCUCGGUAUCCCUGGUGACAGCGGUGCUUGGAUCGUGAGCCGUGACGAGGGUCAGCUUUGCGGACAUGUCCUAGCCUGGAGUCAACGUAAGCGUGUUGCGUACAUCUGCCCCAUGGACGUCCUCCUUUGGGAUAUCGCAGAGACGUUGGAAGCUCAUGAAGUAAAGCUUCCAGGAGGACAGGCCGUGGCUACUUUCAACAGGUCAGAGACUCGCAGCGUCUCUAAGAAGCAAGAGGUAUCUAAUCUCGAGUUUCAUGACGACGAUGAUCUAUCGGACUUGGUUGAAGAGGAGGAAGAUCUACCACCCCAACUAGUCACGUCCCCAGAUCCAGUUAUAGACACACCCAGUAUGAGGAAAUCACCCGUCUCCAACUGCAGCGGCGUCAGCGACCGGAGCUCCUCAAGCCCCAUUCGCCUGGAUACAUCAAGUGAUCUAAGUGGCAUCUCGAAUCGAUUUGAAGAAAUGAGUAUGAGUGGUAGUUUUGGGAUAGGAGUUAGCGGUUGA
Messenger RNA from Fusarium tjaetaba, 3591 nucleotides. RefSeq lists its product as uncharacterized. The transcript is spliced from 2 exons. Bases 1 to 3591 code for a protein of 1196 amino acids. Lineage: Eukaryota; Fungi; Ascomycota; Sordariomycetes; Hypocreales; Nectriaceae. The record is from RefSeq and is a predicted model, not a curated record.